AUGCAACAGUGGUUGUAUGACACUUCAGAUGUUGGCGGCCGAGGCAUGAAGCCCGACUUGGAACCAGAUCGUGGGCAGUACUCUCGAAGUCAAGCAGAACGCUAUAGUUACAACGACUACUAUCAGAGAUUUGAAGAAACGGCGGACAUCAGAUUUUACCAAAACGAUCUGAGGAGAGGCGAUACUCCCAGUCAACGCGAUCGUAGAAGGCCAGACUCACCCAGUCGCUAUCGGAACAGAAGCCGUUCUCGAAGUCGCGAUAGGCGAUAUUCUCGAGGUCGCAGUCGUUCUCGUUCACGGUCGCCGGUGCGCAGACGGCGGUCUCGCUCCAGAAGCAGAGAGAGGGAACCACCGCACGUUACCCCUGUAAACAAAUUGGCGCUGCUAAACAUGCCGAACAACGUUGAUAGGAAUGCCAUCGCAUUGGUACUGGCAGCAUCGGGUUAUCUACCGCAAGAUAUCCGUGUGAUUAAUCGUCGAGGUGGCUCGCGUUCGUUCGGGUUUAUCGACUUUGCUGAUGUGAAGACGGCCAUCAAAUGGAUGGACGAGAACCAGGGAUGGUUAACGUUGUCAGAUGGUCGUCGUGUGCAAGUUGAGUAUGCAAAAAGUGAUCCGGCCAUUGCUGGGCGAUCACGGACGGAUCACGAUUGGACAUGUGCCAACUGCUCUGUCCAAAAUUUCUUCAAACGUGAGGCCUGUUUCAAGUGCGAUACGGAGAAAGCAGCGUCAUUGAAACUCGAACGGCAAGGCCUUCAUAUGGUCGGCGUUGUGCCGUGCGAUACGCUCCUCAUCCGAUCGUUGCCAGAAGACUGCACAACGGCAAUGCUAUUUGAGAGUCUCAGUCAGUAUACGGCGCUUACAUCGAUUGUCCAGCUACAGAUCUCCGAUUCGAAGCAGUACGCGUAUAUACAGAUGAAGAGUAGUGAUGAAGCCACUUUACUGUUGAAUUCGUCUUAUAAAACUCCGAUAAAGAUAGGAGGGAAAGAUGUUGUAAUGACAUUCUGCCGACAUUCAAUGACACACCUCAUUCGGCAGCAGAUUAGCAUGCUGCAAAGUCGGAAUCCCGUUCCUGUAGCGACUACAUUGGGAAUGAAUCCGAACGCUCAUGGUGCAGAAGUAGCUCAAGCAGCAAUGGCGGCGUUACGGCAGUCCCAAGGGCAUGCAUUACCACCUAAUGUCGCUGUACCACCGCAACACUUGAUCCUCUUGCAACAACAACAGCAACAACAACAACAAGCGAUGUUGGGAACAAGUCAAACGCAGUUCAAUUUACCACAAUUAACACAAGUGGUACCCGGUACAGUUCCGUCAUAUGCUGCUGUGGCGCCAACACCGGUCAAUGGGAUCAUAGGGAUGACGCCGACGCCUCGAGGAGUGUUUUCCAAAUAUGUGACGCCCAAUCCAGCAACGUUUUGUUACGAUCAGACGGCAGGCUAUUACAUCGAUCCCGAGACCAAGUUUUACUACGAUCAGAAGACCGGUUUCUAUUUCAACAAUGAAACGCGGAAGUGGUGCACAUGGGAUGCGACUUACAGUACAUAUUUCCCAAUCGAGGAGCCAGCGGCUGAAAGUACUUCAACUGCAACUACGAGUGCCAGUGCACAACCUGCUGAAGCUGCUCCAGCAGCCGAAGAGAAGAAACCGGAGGAGAAGCAGGAGGAAACGCCGAAAAGCGCUAAGGACAUUGCAAAGGAAAUGAUGAAAUGGGCUAAGAAACAAGAAAAGCAGAGUAAAGUCCAGAUGUCCCUAAAACCAUUGGUCAAGCCGUUAGAGACGAAAAGCGCUUUCGAAAGGAAUCAAGCUGGUGCAGCUAAUGUUGCACAUAAAAUGCUAGAGAAGAGUAAGGCAUUAUCAAGUGCAAGUGACUCAGAGGAUGAGGAAGAAGGAUCUGGAGACGAGAAAAGGCGCUGUGAGCCUGCUGAAGAAGCUGCUCCCAUACCUCCACGGCGACAUGUCAUGACAGCUCAAGAGCACCGAGAGAUGAUGGAACGUGCGUUGGUGGAUGAGGCGAAGAAGAUGUGUCUUCUGUGCAAACGAGCGUUUCCCAGUGUGGACGUAUUGAGGAAACAUGUGGAGAAAAGCGAUUUGCACAGGAAAAAUCUGGAGGAAAAACAUAUCGAAUGGGGCCGCCAAUACGUGACAGCUAUGAUGGAAAGGGAAGGAGAGGAAGCCCAAGCACUUCUUGCAGCUGCCGCUCCACCUGUUGAGCAAAAGAUAGUGUACAGAGACAGAGCAAAAGAACGACGGCAGCAUUUCGGUCUCGAUCCUGGAGUUAUGAACCCUCGUGAAGAGUUUAGCGGAAGGAGUGAAGAAGCAUUACGGAAGGAAUCCGAAUUGGCGUCCAUGAGACCUUUGGGUAGCGAUAACAUUGGAAGCCGGCUGUUGAAAACAAUGGGUUGGCGUGAAGGCCAAGGCGUGGGGCGCAAUGGGCAAGGCAUAGUGAAUCCGAUAGAAGCGCAGAGGCGAGUUGAAGGAGCAGGCCUGGGUGCGGCCGGAUCGCGAGUUAUGCACGGUGCUGAAGCAACGCAUCAAGAACGAGUCCGUGCGACGUUCUACAGCAGAUACAGGGACAUGAGUUGA
Molecule: messenger RNA, 2580 nt
Organism: Haemonchus placei
Lineage: Eukaryota; Metazoa; Nematoda; Chromadorea; Rhabditida; Trichostrongylidae
Source: the annotation of a GenBank genome assembly